This is a messenger RNA of Python bivittatus (Burmese python), 3006 nucleotides long. Lineage: Eukaryota; Metazoa; Chordata; Lepidosauria; Squamata; Pythonidae. The record is from RefSeq and is a predicted model, not a curated record.
AUGAUUAUAAUUUCAAAAGCUGUCAUGGUCAUGAAGCUGCUUCUGGUGCUUCUCCAGGUGGCUGCAAAGUCUUUUCUAACUGAUCCUCACCUGGAUCGCGGCCUUUGCCCAUUGGGAAGAUUUCCGUGUGAGAACAUGACAGUUUGCCUGCCUCAGCCCCUACAUUGUAAUGGAGUGUUUGAUUGUAAUGAUGGAGCUGAUGAAGAGAACUGCGUGAACAACAUUGGGUGGCCCAAACUUUUAAAUGAAAUGCUCGCCGGUAACAGCAGGAAGAGCAGGAAAAAAGAGAUGACAGCCAACUGCUCCCUGGCACGGCACCCAGAGCCAUGUGCCUGCUCGGAGACGGCGCUGCGCUCCCAGGCUCGGGGCCUGCUGGCCGUUCCACAGGGCCUCUCUGACGUCUGCCGCGCUUGGGAUGCCUUUGAAGAGGGGGGCCCGCCCGAGCACCCCUGCGAAGGCGGCCAGGCUGACGUGCCUCAGGAUUUGAAGAAAAAUAAGAUCGCCUCCCUGCUGGAAAAUCAGUUUGUCCCCAGUGCGGGGCUGGAGUACCUCUUUUUGCAAGAAAACAGAAUUCAGUCAAUCUCUAGCUCUGCUUUUGCUGGACUAAACAAGCUCCAGAGGCUUUAUCUGAGUUCCAACCACAUUGUUUAUCUGAAGCCUCACAUCUUCCGGGACUUGCACAAUCUCAAAUGGCUAAUCCUUGAUAACAACAACAUAACGAAGAUCUUUCCAUCUGUGUUUGCGGGGCUGAAAUCUUUAUUAUUUCUGGACUUGCACAACAACUCCCUGAGGGCCAUGCCAAGCCCUUCCCUCUGUAUGGACCUUCCAAAGCUAAACUGGCUUGAUCUGGAGGGAAAUCAGCUGCAGACUUUGCAAAGUUCUGACUUCCAGGGAUGUGCUCAGAUAACUGUCCUGGCUCUGAACAGGAACAAGAUCGAAUGGAUCCAGGAAGGGACUUUUUUGAACCUGAACAGGCUGGUGGAACUGGACUUGUCCUCCAACAGAUUGAAGGAGCUUAUCUCAUCAUCGCUCCGUGGCCUGCAUGAGUUACAGCAGUUAAUUAUUUCAGACAAUCCUCUGCACCAGCUCUGUCCAGAUGUUUUUGACAACGUACCCCACUUGCGCUCUCUGGAUUUGGAAAGUCUGGAGAUCCCUAACAUUCAAACCUCUAUGUUUGAGAAACUUGUGAAUCUCUCUCACAUCUACUUUAAGAAGUUCCAGUACUGCAGCUUUGCCCCUCACGUCCGCAGCUGUAAGCCGAACACAGAUGGGAUUUCCUCCUUCGAGAAUCUCUUGGCCAACAUCAUCCUCAGAGUCUUUGUCUGGGUGGUUGCCUUUCUCAGCUGCACUGGGAACCUCUUUGUCAUCUUCACCCGGUCCUUCAUUGUCACUGAAAACAGCAAGCACACCAUGGCCAUCAAGUGUCUCUGCUGUGCUGAUUGCUUGAUGGGCAUCUACCUCUUUUCCCUUGGGUCGUUUGACCUCAAGUUCUCCAGAGAGUACAACAAGCAUGCCCAGAGCUGGAUGGCAAGCAAAUCGUGCCAGUUGGUAGGCAGCCUGGCCAUGCUUUCCUCUGAGGUCUCUGUCCUGGUGCUGACUUACAUGACUCUGGAGAAGUAUCUGUGCGUCGUGUUCCCAUUCAGCCACUAUGGGGCAAGCAAGAGGCAAACCUUUUCUGCCCUGGCCAUCAUCUGGCUUCUGGGCCUCUCCUUGACAGUGGUGCCCUUCUUGUGCAAGGAGUCUUUCGGCAACUAUUAUGGCAGGAAUGGUGUCUGCUUCCCCCUCCUGUCUGGGGAGAACGAGAGCCGAGGGGCCCGAGCCUACUCCGCAGGCAUAUUCCUGGGUCUGAACCUGGUGGCAUUUGUGAUCAUUGUAUUUGCCUACAGCAGCAUGUUUUAUUCCAUCCAUGCCACUGCAGCCAAGACAGUCAAGCGCAGCAUUUUCGCCAUGGAGGUGACUUUAGCCAAGAGGUUCUUCUUCAUCGUUUCCACAAAUGCCCUCUGCUGGAUCCCCAUCUUCCUCUUGAAGCUCCUUUUGCUGCUGGAUAUAGAGAUUCCAGGUACCAUGGCAUCCUGGGUGGUCAUCUUUAUCCUGCCCAUCAACAGCACCUUGAACCCAAUCCUCUACACUCUCACCACCAGCUCGUUCCAGGAGAAGCUCCAACAGUGGCUUCAGACGAACAGAUCCUCUCUGCAGAAGAGCCGGGGGAAAAGUGUUGUCCUCCCAUCCCUGCAGAGCACCAGCACCAGCCAUUUAGACUUCAAGAAUUGAGCAGUCCAAAGACACAACAUGUAAGGGUUUCAAGGGAUCUUAGAGAUCAUCUAUUCCAACACCCUGCCCACUAUUAGAAUCCACCACUGCAGACCCAGUAGGAAAACCAGGGAGCACCACCCGCUUGGCCGAGAAACUGACUGUAAUUGAAAGCAGCCACGUUCCUGUUCUUAGAGCUCCAAGUGUUCAUCCUGGAUUCCUCCUUAGUUUCCUUAGAUUGCUCAAUCACAGGACUGCCGUCAGCAAGGUGUACAAAAGAAACAAGCAUCUAGGGGCAAGGAGAUGCUUGUCGGUCAACCAGGGCUAGACUGAACAGGCUCUUUUGCUGCUCUUUGAUGGUUCUGGCCAGAGUCGAUUCCACCAUGCCACCCCAGGCUCAUUUCCCUCACUUUCUGGCCAUUCGGUGCCAGGUGUGCAGCGCUCUCUUUUCAGAUGAACAGAAUAACAUUCCUGAACGUUCUCUUGCAGUGAAGCUGUGAAACCGAGACCUCGGGUGUCACACUUUUUGCUAAAAUGGGAUAACUGUUACUGAACAAAAAGGAAGAAAAAAAAGCCCCCUCCACAUCAAUCCAUUACUGCAGCCUCAAGACAGGAGUUUCGGUAUAUGAUGUUGAGUAUCCUGAUCAGCCCCGGAUGUGAAAUGCCCCUCAUCCCUGGGCAGGGAUGUGUACAUGCUAGAUAGAGGCAAAGCAGUGCAAACAUGUUCAAGUGAGUGAGUGCCCCCCCAGACGUUGU